CGAUAAUGCUCCGAAAUCGAGUGUAUAUUCGAUAUAGAAGCGAGGAAAACAUGGCCAGUUUGUCGCGCCUGCUGCUGUACUCCUGACUGGGUGAUACUACUCCUGACUGGGUGAUACCAUGAUCGAAGAAGCCACGGCAACCUGAUCGUCGUAUCGUCGGCAACUCGGCUGUACCUCCAAUGCGGUCCAUCGGCCCCGAUGUCGCCUCCACCUCCGCAACUCCUGUACAUUCGAUCACAUACCUUCCACCAACACAUCCUCCAACGAUUUCUUAUGUAGUGCGAUUGCGUUGCUUAUCAUGCGGCCCAGACUGUCUCUUGCUUUACGCCCGGUGCAAACAUGCAUCAAGCCGGCCAUCUCUCGCCCGGGAGUGGUGGCCAGCACCAACAGCCUGACCCUGGCAGGGCGAUAUGAGCGAUUUAUCCACCCCAGAAGCAGCCUCCAAUCCCGAUGCCUGUCAUACUCCAUCCCACGCCAACACGCAGCUCCAAUCGCCUCCUCGCCUCAAUCCAAAGACCUGCCCCUCUCCGGCACCAUUGUCGUCUCCCUCGAACAAGCCAUAGCCGGCCCCUUCUGCACCCGCCAACUCGCAGACCUCGGGGCGCGCGUGAUCAAAGUCGAAAGGCCGGGAACGGGGGACUUCAAUCGCCACCACGACACGCGCGUCGCCGGGCAAUGCUCGCACUUCGUCUGGACGAACCGCAGCAAGGAGAGCGUGGCGCUGGAUCUCAAGCAGCCCGACGACCUCGCCGCGUUGAAGAAGAUUGUAGCCAAGGCCGACGUCCUGGUGCAAAAUCUUGCCCCUGGCGCUUCCGAGCGAAUGGGACUGGGGUAUGAAACGCUCAAAGAAAAGCACCCGGGCCUGAUCGUCUGCGACAUCAGCGGCUACGGCAGCACGGGACCGUACCGCAACAAGAAAGCCUACGACCUCCUCAUCCAAUCCGAGUCGGGCUUCCUCUCCAUCACCGGCUCGCCAGGCCUGCCCGCCAAAUCCGCCAUCUCGAUCGCAGACAUCGCCGCGGGCGUCACGGCGUACAACAACAUCCUCGCUGCGCUCCUGCAGCGCAACAAAACGGGCAAGGGCUGCAGGCUCGACGUCAGCAUGUUGGAGAGCAUGGCGGAGUGGAUGACGUUCCCUCUCUACUACACCUACGACGGCGCGCCACCGCCACCCCUCGCGGGCGCAGAGCACGCAGCCAUCUACCCCUAUGGCCCCUUCGACACCGGCGGCGGCGGAACGGUGAUGCUAGGCAUGCAGAACGAGCGCGAAUGGGGUAUCUUCUGUAACCAAGUGCUGCAGAACACGGAGCUGCUCAAGGACGAGCGCUUCACCAGCACCGCGCUGCGCUCCAAGAACCGCAAAGAACUCAAGGCCAUUAUCGAAGCGGCCUUUGCCGACUUCUCCGCUGACGACAUGCUCGAGCGCCUGCAGAAGGCGGGCAUCGCGAAUGCAAAGGUCAACGAUAUGGCGGGCCUGUGGGCGCAUCCGCAGCUGAAGGCGCGCGAUCGCUGGACGGAGGUGGACAGUCCGGGGGGCAUGAUUCCGGCUUUGAAGCCCGCAGGGGCGGCGGAGGGGUUUGAAGUGCGGAUGGAUCCGAUUCCCAGCGUGGGACAGCAUUCGGACGCCAUUUUCAAAGAGUUUGGCAUUCAGAGGUAGCUUUUUUGCGUCUAUUCCGUCUUUCGCUGGUUGGGUAUAAUGAACGCAUUUCAAGCCA
This is a messenger RNA of Neohortaea acidophila, 1715 nucleotides long. RefSeq names its product CoA-transferase family III domain-containing protein. NCBI's taxonomy places the organism in Eukaryota, Fungi, Ascomycota, Dothideomycetes, Mycosphaerellales, Teratosphaeriaceae. Bases 299 to 1657 code for a protein of 452 amino acids. The record is from RefSeq and is a predicted model, not a curated record. The transcript has a single exon. Gene Ontology annotation, molecular function: catalytic activity.